Molecule: messenger RNA, 1313 nt
Organism: Anopheles maculipalpis
Lineage: Eukaryota; Metazoa; Arthropoda; Insecta; Diptera; Culicidae
Product: zinc carboxypeptidase-like
Exons: 5
Coding region: 32-1279 (415 amino acids)
Biological process (GO): proteolysis
Molecular function (GO): metallocarboxypeptidase activity; zinc ion binding
Source: RefSeq, a predicted model, not a curated record
CAUCGUUUCGUUCAGGGGUCGUAUUGGAAAGAUGUGGUUUAAGCUAGCGUUUCUACUAGUAGCCGCCAUUGCGUGCGGUGGAUCGGCCGAACAGGCCCGAUUCGACAACUACCGUGUGUACGAGGUGUCGAUCGAAACAGAAUUUCAGCUGCGCACCCUCCAACAGCUGGAACUGAACCCCGAUGGCUACAACUUCUGGGAAUCGCCGGUGCAAACCAACAUGCGCCUGAGCAUUGUGGUCCCACCGCACAAGUUUGCCCACUUCGAGGAGCUGACGGCAGCACUUUCCCUGAAGAGGCGCCUGCAGAUCGAAGACUUCCAGAAAGUGAUCGAUGCUGAGCGUCCGAUGCGCCAUAAUCGUGCUACAUUCGGCUGGACCGAUUAUUACACCGUGGAUGAAAUCUACGCCUGGAUGGAUUCGGUUGUCGCUUCGAACCCAGCCAUUCUUACCGGCUCGGUUUACGGUACAUCGUUCGAGGGACGCGAUUUGAAGGCGAUCAAGCUGUCGCACAAGGCGGGCAAUCCGGGCAUCUUCAUCGAGGCUAACAUUCAUGCUCGCGAGUGGAUCUCGUCCGCUACUGCCACGUGGCUGUUGAACGAGCUGCUCACCUCCAGCAACCCAGCUGUUCAGGAUUUGGCCCAGAAUUACGAUUGGUACUUCAUUAUGGUUGCGAAUCCGGAUGGUUUGACGUACACCAAGACCACUAACCGCCAAUGGCGCAAGACCCGUCAACCAGUCAAUGCUCUCUGUGUUGGUACUGAUCCUAACCGCAACUUUGACUACAUGUGGAUGAAUGGUGGUGCUUCGUCCGUACCUUGUUCGGACACGUUUGCUGGAUUGACGGCCUUCUCCGAGCCAGAAACGCGAGCCAUGGCCGACUACUAUGCCACUAUUGCGAACAAUAUCAACAUCCAGUUCUCGUUCCAUUCCUACGGCCAGUACCUGCUGACACCGUUCGGAUACAGUGGUGCUCCACUGCCAUCCAACGAUGCCGAUUUGCAACGUAUUGCCGCUGCUACUGCUGCAGCCAUCCAGGCUACUUACGGCACGCGCUACACUUACGGCAACAGUGCCAGCGUUUUGUACACUACCUCCGGAAGCACGGUAGACUACUUCGUUGGAGUGCACGGCACGCGACUUGGAUACACCUUCGAGUUCCGUGAUACCGGUGCGACCGGAUUCGUCCUCCCUGCCGAUCAGAUCAUUCCGAACGCACAGGAAACGCUCAACGGUAUCAUCGCUUUCGUUGCCGAAGCUAAGGUCCUUGGGUACGUCUAAAUCCCGGCUCUUGUAUCGUCUGUCCAAUAAAGCA